Stegastes partitus (bicolor damselfish) is the source of this 426-nucleotide messenger RNA. Its product is annotated as unconventional myosin-XVI. The transcript has 2 exons. The record is from RefSeq and is a predicted model, not a curated record. Gene Ontology annotation, cellular component: perinuclear region of cytoplasm; myosin complex; nucleoplasm. Gene Ontology annotation, biological process: negative regulation of G1/S transition of mitotic cell cycle; neuron projection morphogenesis; phosphatidylinositol 3-kinase/protein kinase B signal transduction. The annotation marks the transcript as partial. Gene Ontology annotation, molecular function: protein phosphatase binding; actin filament binding. NCBI's taxonomy places the organism in Eukaryota, Metazoa, Chordata, Actinopteri, Pomacentridae.
AGUUUUUCUGGAACCUGUAGCUGGCUACUAUUUGCCUGCCUGCCUGACUCACUGACUCCCCGCCUACCUUUCCUUCCUGCCUGCCAGACUUUCUACCUGACUGGCGGACUGUCUGACUUACUCAGAAAAUGUCUCACUACCAUUUCAUCAAAUGUUGUUGUUUCCAGCUAUGUAAUGUCUUUCGUCAGAACAUGGAGAUAGACCAGUGUCUGCUGGAGUCUCUUCCCAUUGGCCAGCGCCAGCGGCUGGUCAGGAGGAUGCGCUGCGACCAAAUUAGGGCUUACUACGAGAGGGAAAAGGCCCUUCAGCGGCAGCAAGGUGGGAUCAAGGUUCGAGCCCCGACCGCCCACCGCAAGAAGCAUCGAGUCCGCUUCAGCCUCGCCGAUGUCAUGCAAGACGCCAUCAUUCACCAUGACGACAAAGAAG